CUGGUUGAGUUGUGAGAAGUCGGGGCUGAGCAGGGAGCCGAGAAGGCAACAGCGCUAGAGUCUGAAAGCAGGAAGAAGCGGCAGAAUGGACGGAGCCGAGCCGGAGCCCCCUGCUGAGGACAGGAUGAGGAGCAGCGAGCCUGAACCCCCAGACAGUGUGUCGGUGAGAGGUGACAGCUCAGUAGCGCCCCCUGGUGGGUUCAAAGAGGACGACAGGCUCAAAGCGGAGAGACGAGACUCGGCGUCCUCCGGCUUCCUGUCCAUGAAAACAGAUCGCUCCAUGGAGCCUCCUCUGGGAUUCACAAGGGACACGAUUCACACGCUGCAAACAGAGACGAGCGAGUCGGCGUCUGACUGUCUGUCAGUGGAAACAGAGAAACCCAAGAAAGAGCUUGCUGACUUGCCGUGGGGCUGUCCUAAGAGCCAGAGUAACGUCAUCAAGCUCCUUCUGGCUGGAGACUCCUUUGUUGGGAAGACCUGCCUGCUCGUGCGAUUUGUGGGUGGCAGAUUUAUAACACCUAACGCCACUAUAGGACUCAGUAUUACUAAAAAAUCAGUUGUGCUGAAAGGGAAGAAAGUCGUUCUAGAGAUGUGUGACAUUUCUGGUAAUAAAGGCUACACGAGUCUCAACUGCAGCUUGUAUAGAGUAGCGCACGGAAUCAUCCUAGUCUAUGACGUGACUAAACAGAGCUCCUUUGACAAUUUAAAAACCUGGCUGAGGGACAUCGAGACUCGCUCUGAUAACGACGUCCUCAAAGUGCUGGUGGCAAACAAAACUGAUCUGACCAGAGACAGAGAGGUGGACAAUGCUGCUGCUCAGGAGCUGGCCUCUAAACAUGAGAUGCCCUUCAUAGAGACAAGUGCUUACACAGGGGACGCCGUGGACAAGGCUUUUCUCAUCCUGGCACGAGCCGUCAUGAAACACAGAGGCCUCGACCAGCUCCCCCCAGAACCAGCUCCGGAAAACAGGAAAACAGGAAAAAAAUGCCUGCUUUCAUAAAUAACAUAAAAUAAAAUAACAGGCUUGGGUGUUUGGUAUAAUUUUGUUGGCUAUAUAAAAUAAUACAUCCACUAUUCAGUUUGUGGUCCAUUACAGAAAAUGUUCACAUAAAAACCAGUUCACUUAAGUAGGGCGAUUCUUUUUUUGUGUGUGUGUAUGUGUGAUUUUUUUUCAACAAUUUAUUUACUUAUUUUUUUUAGAUUACUGAAUCAAGCUAAGGCAUCUAUUAACGCCAAGCAUGUCAUGUUAGGUUGUUGGACUAAAUAUUGCUCCAAAUGUAGGCUGUUUUUUAAGUUUUGGCGAGGGAAACACUGGCAUGUCUGUUUCCAGCGGGGUUCCGUGACAUCUGACCUCCACAUGUGUGAAUGAAAAUGGGUUCUCUGGGCAGCCACGGCU
Molecule: messenger RNA, 1396 nt
Organism: Myripristis murdjan (pinecone soldierfish)
Lineage: Eukaryota; Metazoa; Chordata; Actinopteri; Holocentriformes; Holocentridae
Product: ras-related protein Rab-1B-like
Exons: 9
Coding region: 86-1000 (304 amino acids)
Molecular function (GO): GTP binding; GTPase activity
Source: RefSeq, a predicted model, not a curated record